AUGGCGUCACCACCGGAUUACUCGGACGCCUUCAAUCCGGUUGACAAGGACACAAAAACCCUUGAAAAGUGCAUCGCUGCCCGAAUCGAGGGCUAUAGCGAUUUGUAUGACGACGAAUUAUGGCUUCUAUUCCAACAAGAAUUCGUAUUAUGGACGGAGCAGCACCUACGACAAGCACCAAUGCCGUCCCUCUUCAAGCUACGAAAAACGCUCCGGAGCAACGGCGUAUACGUGGCAAAGGACCAAAGACACCCGGCAAUCCCUCUUGCCGAAGCACGCGCUGAGGCUGAAAGACACCAAUGGACGGAGAGUGAGCUCAUACAGCUUAUACAGCAACGAGAGCAGCCCAAUUCACCGGACCUCCAUAUUACGUACGGCGAGACAAUUGAAAGGCUACGAAAUCCUACAAACCGAGCACCGCAGCAAAGUGCCCACUUUGAACAACCAGAAACGCCUUCACCACCUACAGCCACGCUACUGGGACCAAUGACAAGACAAAGAUCGCAGCUUCUACAGCCUCAAGAGGCAACACUGAAGGCACCUCUCACACAGCAAUUUUACAACCCGACAACCCCCGGCAUGACAACGACGUACGAGCCAACUGUACCCCCAACGACCCCGGGACGACAGGAUGUCGAAGUAUCGUAUACGGAACAGAACGGACUAUCGUAUAACGCGAAUAUCAGCCACCUACGAAAAGCGUAUAACGAAGAGAUCAAAUACGGAGGAAGCGAGGACACGUUCGAUAUGUGUUACCGUAUCUUUAUAGAGCUUUGUGGAAGCACCAGUGUACACACUGCUGAAGCAAUGAGACGAGCUCUUUGGAUUAUGCUGAAAGGAGACGCACUACAGUUCUAUUUCGAUAAUAUAGAAAAAUGGACUCAGCUACGAAUCGACCCUAUAAUAGCUGUCAAGAACAACUACGAGAACGAAGAGCACCUACGGCACGUACAAGAGCAAUGGGAUACAACAACGUUACCAUAUAUUACCUACGUCGGCUCUACAACAAGCUUCGCCCACAGAGGACCUACGGUCAAGUACCGUCGCUAUCACCGCCGACAAUCACGAUCACCGUACCGAGGCCGUUCACCAUAUCAGAACCAGCAGCAAUACGGUGACCGCAGACGCCGCAGCUCCUCAUGGAACCGCUCACCAAAAACGUGCAACGUUUGCAAGAAGGUCGGAUGCUGGUCAACUAAUCAUACCCCGGAAGAGCGAGAGAAAGCCCUACAGCCGUACAUGGACCGCGUUAAAGCGUACCUCACCGCUAAAGAAGGACAACCCCCGGCAGCUACGAAUCAGGACAGCCCGGACGACGACGAAGAGUUCAAAACGUUUCUCGCAGGCGUGGACGCACCUAGCAGAUACGAAACACAGGAUUAUGAGAGCAAAGGACCGUCAUAUGCUGUUAAUUACUUUACGAUUGCUAAUCCAGAGCACGAAGAAUACUCUAAAUCGCUCACUAAUGAUCUUGCCAACCGUUCCGCAGCUCAUUUUCUUCAAUCAAAGCUACGAUCCAGAGCCAACUCGGAGCCGCCCAAAGAUGGCACCAAUACAACAUCUAGAGACAUUACCGCAACGAUAGACACACCGUACGACACUCUCCCAGUGCUACCCCAAUAUUCUUUCCUUACCGAGCCCCGUUACUCGACAAACACGUUUAUAGGAGUCCUAAUUGACACCGGCGCUGCAGAACACUCUACGGCUGGAUACCCCCAAUAUCUUGCUUACCGGAGAACCGCUAGGAACGUCACACUCGAUACCUCUACAGCAGGACAGGCAGCUAUACGAUUCGGACCAGGUGAAUCAAUCAAGUCUAUUGGCUCGAUCGACGUACCGACCCCCGUUGGUGACGUACGAUUCCACAUCAUUGAAGUAAUGACACCGUUCCUACUCUCGAUCAAGGACAUGGAUCGACUAGGCAUCUAUUUUGACAAUACGAAGAACGUUCUCGUUGGACCGAAGCCCGGUAUGACAACGCCAAUCUCACGACGCUUCGGUCAUCCAUUCCUUAUAUGGGAUCACUCGCUCAAAUCGUACUUAACCGAAUCUUUUGACACCGAUACGUGCUUCCUCACGGAAACCGAGCUACGCCACCUACAUCGCCGAUUCGGCCACCCGUCAGUCGAGAAGCUUCGAAAACUGCUCGUACGCGCUGGCCACGAUGUCGAUACCGAAGCACUAAAGCACAUAGGGAAGUUCUGCCACCAUUGCCAAAUCUACGGCCAAUCCCCCGGUCGUUUUAGAUUCACGGUACGGGACGACGUCAGCUUCAACCAUUCAAUUAUUGUCGAUAUUAUGUAUAUUAACGGAAAACCGGUGCUCCAUGUCGUUGACGAAGCUACGCGCUUUAACGCCGCACGUUGGCUCGAAAAUAUUUCAGCGAAAGCGACAUGGACCGCACUACGGAUUAUGUGGAUCGAUAUGUACCUUGGCCCCCCUGAUUUCAUUGUUACUGACGCCGGCAAGAACUUCACCAGCAAAGAAUUCUCGCGAGACGCUUCGUCAAUGGAUAUAAUUGUUACUACCGUACCUGUUGAAGCCCAUUGGUCUAUUGACGCUAUUGAACGAUACCAUGCCGUACUUCGCCGUUCGUACGAAAUCAUGAAAGAAGAACUACCCGAUAUCUCCGCCGAAGCAGCCUUACAAAUGGCUGUAAAAGCUGUCAAUGACACUGCAGGCCCAGAUGGCCUUGUGCCGACCCUUCUCGUCUUUGGCGCCUACCCACGAAUGACUGAAUAUGACCCCCCUGCACCUACGAUUACUCAACGCGCCGCUGCGGUUAAGAAAGCAAUGACCGAGAUUCGUAGGUUACGUGCUCAACGCCAGGUCACCGACGCUGUCAACACCAGAAACGGACCAUCGUCAACAGCCGUACACCGUCUUCCUCUCAAUUCGGACAUACUCGUAUGGAGAGAAGGGAACACCGGAUAUGCAGGAAAAUGGACCGGACCGUACAAAUUACUAGUAAUGAGCAACGAAACGUGCAUAAUCGAGCUUCCAAAUGGACCGACCCCAUUCCGGUCAACAGCUGUCAAACCGUACUACACUGAGAUCGACAAAACGAAAGACGAAGCCAGCCCCGAUAAGACCACUACUGAGGACCGCACCCCAGAUGAAGAAAACGAACCUAUACCGCAUGAAACAAUUCCUCCACCACCUGCGGUCGUGAUCCCACAAUACGAACCCGAAGCAAGCAGCUUACAGCGCCCCCAGCGAGAUCGCCGCUUACCUACACGGUACAGAGAAGAUUACAUGCAGCAUACGUUCCUAGGCGAAUUCACGAAGGAGCAUGAAGACGAAUCACGUCACCAAUUCGCAGCUACCGUACUAGCCCGAUUCGAAGGUUCACAGCAGAAAGAGAUCAACGGUUUACUAGAACGGGGUGUAUUCGAAUACGCUCAAGAAAAAGAUAUACCACCGGGCACGCGUAUAUUUACUGCAAGAUUCGUUAACGAAGUGAAAAAUAACGGCACCGACAAAGCCUUUGAGAAAUCGCGGCUCGUCGUACAAGCCUACAACGAUGAAGGCAAGGAGUACGUACUAACGCAGUCACCGACAAUACAACGAGCCAGUCAACGUAUCAUUCUCUGCUUCGCUACGAUCAUGAAAAACGUACGUUGUUACAUUCGCGACGUCACACAGGCCUAUAUUCAGUCAACAACGAAGCUCAAUCGUGACUUCUAUAUACGGAUCACACCAGAAUUAGCACAAUAUUUUCCCGGAGGUACGUUUCUCAAAGUUGUGAGACCUCUUUACGGCAUACCCGAAGCAGGCAAUCACUGGUUUCGUACCUAUCACAACCACCAUACGGAAAACCUCAAUAUGGACGUGUCCACCUACGACCCAUGCCUCUUACACUGCUCUGAUUCGAAGCAAGGAUUCGGUAUUAUCGGCAUGCAAACCGACGAUACACUAAUCGUUGCGAAUGACACCUUCGCAGCACGUGAAGAAGAAGAGAUCCGACGUGCGAAGAUCCUCUGCAAGCCCCGUGAACAGCUAACAACCGAUAAUCCACUUAAAUUCAAUGAUCAAGCCGCGGAUACUACGAACUCACGUGGCAAAGUACGAAAAGAUGCCACACCGCAAGAGCAGUACAUUGCUCAGCGAGCUCUCGGUGCGUAUAUAGCUUCAAUGUCACAACCCGAAGCUUCAUUUGAUCUAUCGUACGCAGCGCAAGCUACGGAUCCACAAAAAGACGAUAUCAAAGCCUUGAAUAAACGGCUACAAUGGCAAAUUGACAACCCCGAACGAGGACUACGAUUCGUUGAACUAGAUGUACAGACCCUACGGCUUAUCGCAUUCGUCGAUGCUUCAUUUGCAAAUAAUAAGGAUUAUUCUUCACAACUCGGCUACGUUAUCGUACUAGCAGAUGAAGCAAAUAACGCGAAUAUCCUUCAUUGGUCAUCUACGAAGUGCAAGCAAAUCACACGUAGCGUGCUUGGCUCAGAAACGUACGCACUAGCUAAUGGAUUCGAUGCUGCAGCUGCAAUCAAGUCAACCCUUACGCAGCUACUCCAUCUCACUGAACCACUUCCGCUAAUUGUUUGCACCGAUUCGAAGAGCUUAUAUGAAUGCCUCGUCAAGCUCGGCACCACACACGAGAAACGCCUUAUGAUCGAUCUCAUGUGCCUCCGCCAAUCGUACGAACGACAAGAGAUCACGGAGGUCAGAUGGAUUGACGGCAACAGCAAUCCUGCUGACGCCAUGACAAAGAGCAAGCCGUGCCACGCUCUACAAGAGCUUAUUAAUACGAACAAGCUACGUAUCAACGUUGACGGAUGGGUGGAGAGAUCAGUUACGACGCGCAGCCCCGAACCCAAGACUGUAAGAUUUGCUACACCGUUGGAAUCACCGAAGCAGUAG
Talaromyces marneffei is the source of this 4866-nucleotide messenger RNA. RefSeq lists its product as uncharacterized. The record is from RefSeq and is a predicted model, not a curated record. Bases 1 to 4866 code for a protein of 1621 amino acids. The transcript is spliced from 5 exons. Gene Ontology annotation, biological process: DNA integration. NCBI's taxonomy places the organism in Eukaryota, Fungi, Ascomycota, Eurotiomycetes, Eurotiales, Trichocomaceae. Gene Ontology annotation, molecular function: nucleic acid binding.